This is a messenger RNA of Fibroporia radiculosa, 714 nucleotides long. RefSeq lists its product as uncharacterized. The coding region runs from base 1 to 714 and encodes 237 amino acids. Lineage: Eukaryota; Fungi; Basidiomycota; Agaricomycetes; Polyporales; Fibroporiaceae. The record is from RefSeq and is a predicted model, not a curated record. The transcript has 4 exons.
AUGCUUCUCACGAAAGGUCUAACCGACCACCUCGCAAGCAUUGAGUCGCCCGAUGCGACACUUCCCGGACGAGGACAAUUGUGGCUCACUAUCUAUUGUAACAAAGCCGGACUCUUGGAAACGUUGACAUACAACAAUGUGUGCAGUGUUGAGCAAUUCGAAGAUUUUGUCAUUGGCUUUAACCAGGCAUCCCCAUUAUUCUCAAUCGUCGACGUUGGUAUCGGUAAGGAAGCUGCUGAUGCUAAGGUAAAAGAGUGCUUGCGAGUCUUUACGCGCUUUCCGCAAACUUCGAAGGUAUUUUUUGGAGGUUCGCACGAUAACGGUUACACUUCGACCCUCACCCACCUACACAACGAGGGAUUCUCUGACAAAAUUAUUCUUCUUCGAGGGUACAAGCAAUUAGCAUACGAAAUCAAAGGACUCGACCUACCAAAUAUCGAGAUAGAGGGCCUUUUCAUGAAGAAGAAGCUGUAUACUAACUCUUCUAAGAAGGGAUCAUCACCAAAUCAGAGGACUCAGUCGCCAAAUGAGAAGGCGCAGUCAAUCUCUCAAUCAAUGCCUCCGCCAGACAUUGAAAAAUACCGCAGCAAGUCGUCCACGCCUUCAAUGAUGGACAGCGGCAGUCCUACAAGAUCGUUGAAACAUGUCGACUUUGAUCAGGUCCUCAGCAAGCGUGCGUCCUGCUCUCUUUCCCUGUCUGAACUUUCCCCUUAA